Molecule: messenger RNA, 4041 nt
Organism: Aspergillus pseudotamarii
Lineage: Eukaryota; Fungi; Ascomycota; Eurotiomycetes; Eurotiales; Aspergillaceae
Product: RanBP1 domain protein
Exons: 8
Coding region: 1-4041 (1346 amino acids)
Biological process (GO): intracellular transport
Source: RefSeq, a predicted model, not a curated record
AUGAACAGCACACCAGAUGAAAAGCCGCAGCGGGCAACCGCUGCGCAAAUGGCGCAGAGAAGGAUCAAGGACGUUCGGAGGCGAGGUCGUCCCAACACAGCUGCCCCCAGUGCCACGGCAUCUUUCGGUGGUCCUUUCAAUUCUCUUGAUCCUAAUACUGUUUCUACACCGUCUGCCCCCCAGCCAAUUUCAAAUGGGUUUACAUUUGGUCAUCAACCGACCCAAAACGGAUCGACACCAUUUUCUUUCGGUUCCGGUGGAAGUAACUCAUCCUCAUUCAAUUUCUCUUCGUCGUUUGGUGGAUCGGGGUCGACGGCAAGCAAUCCUUUUGCUAGCAUGACUACUGGCUCCACCAACCAAUCGUCCGAUGGAGGCAGUUUCUCUGCUGGUAGGCUCUUUGGAACAGGAUCGCAACAGAACAACACUACCGGAGGCCUAUUCGGCAGCACCCCGGCCACCACAGGCAGUAUCUUUGGACAGAACAGUGCUUCCAGCAGUGCUCCGUCGGCAAAUAUCUUCAGCCAGUCGGCCUCAAAUAAGCCCUCCCCAUUCGGACAGUCAGCCGCCUUUGGCGAGUCUAUGCAGACAUCUCCUGACGCGAAGAACAACGGUGCGCAGUCGAAGCCGCCUAUUUUUGGCGGUGGUGCUUCCCAGUCGGGUUUCGGAACGUCCACCACUUUCGCCAGCCCUGGGGCUGGCUCCUUGUUCGGUGGCUCUACAUCGAAGCCUGCUGAGACACCCAAGCCACUUUUUGGUGCCAAGCCCACGGAGCAGUCAACUCCAUCGACCUCGCUCUUUGGCGCGACUACUCAACCCAGUUCUACUCCUGCUCCCGCUUCAUCUACCUCCGCAGCCUCCAGCACGACCGCCGCUCCAUCACCGUCUAUCUUCGGGGAUCCAUCGUCUGCUAAACCCGCCACAUCAUUCCAGAAUCCCUUCCAGUCCACAAACCUUUUUGGCACUCCCGCUUCAUCAACCGCAGCACCUGCUUUGGAGGAUAAAGAAAAGCAAGAGAAGAAACCUGAGGAGGCUCAACCUAAGACUGGUUUCCAAUUUACGGCCCCUCCCGGUGGCCCGUCUUUGUUCUCAAAGAGUGCAAGUUCUGCAGCUCCAUCGGCUCCGUCAAGCGGUCUAUUCCAGCCUCCAUCUACAGAGCAGAACACUUCCAGAAACCCAUUUAGCAGCCUCUUCGCGCCAAAACCAGCUACCUCGGCCAAGCCAGCUGUAGAGCAGAAGACCUCCACGGAGCAGAAGCCCCUGCCCUCUUCGGCUAACGCUUUUGGUAACCUUUUCGCUCCAAAGCCUUCUACACCUAGCGAGGGAUCGAAGAUUAGUCAGCCACAGAAGCCGGCCGCUCCUGCACCGCUUUUCUCGGCUCCCACAUCAGGACCUGAUACUACUAAAUCUUCUGGUCUUUUCGCGCAGUCGCCAUUGUUCUCGGCUCCUACUGUAGGAAAUAAGACCCAGGCUCCAGCUGUGAACCCCCCGGCCCCUUCUCAAAGCCCACUCAAAGUUAAUGGCACAAGCACGGCCUCAUCGGCCUCAUCGGCUUCUGCUGUUGAAAAGAGUUCGACAACAAGCUUUGAAGACAUCCGACCAUCUGGACUCCCUGCUGAUCUUGAUAAGGCAAGCAAGGAAGAAGUGGAGAUGUUGUAUCGCAUGCGCAUGUUGAAUGAAUGUUUCAAACGCGAAGUAAAUCGAUUGGAUCCUACUAGAGACGACUUUGAUGCUCUCGUGCAGUUCUACAUGCGUGUUCGUGACACAAUUGGAGCGCCAGCUGGUCCCCAGAAGCGUAAAGCUGGAGAUGAAAAUGCAUCUGCUGAUGACCAUUCCGUUAAAAAGGUCAAGCCCUUCGGCCUGAAUGCUCCCUCUAACAAAGAAGAGUCUUCGCCCUCCCCAGCCACAACUGUGAAUGCCUCAGCGACUACCAGCAUCUUCGGAGCAAGCCAAGCGGCCCCGACCACCAGCAAGAGAAAGGUGACCGAUGAGGAUGAGAACACUGCUUCCCCAGGAAAGCGUGUCAACGGAGACUCCACGACGGCGAGCAUCUUCGCACAGUCCUUCUCAAAAUCCAUAAAUUCCGAGUCAAGCGAUGAGCCGGCUAAGCCUAACUCUACUCAAUCCGUCACUUCUUCCGCCAGGCCAUCUACCCCGGACUCAGAUAAACCUGCUUUGUUCUCCACUACGCCUAUCUCUUCCCCCCCAAAGCCUCUUUUCGCAGCCUCGACCACGACAAAGGAAAGCUCCACGUCAACGUCACUGUUCUCGCAAUCGGCCCCUUCCUUUAACCCAACAUUUACUGCCUCUACUAACAGCACCUCUACUACCUCGAAUCCGUUCGUCCUAAAGCCGCCAGGGGAUAAGGAGGCUGGUUCUGCAUCCGCCCCUAUUCCUGGAAUGCCAAAAUUCGACGCCGGAGCAACAAACUUCUUUGCCCAGUUCAAGGCACAGGUAGAUAAGGAUGCUGAAAAAGAGAAGGAAAAGCGCAAGGCGGAGGAUUUCGAUUCCGAGGAAGAAGACGAGGCUGAAUGGGAGAAACGAGACGCCGAAGAACGCCGGAAAAAGCGAGAGGCACUUGAGUCUCAAGCUACGAAACGCUCGAAAUUUGUUCCUGGAAAAGGAUUUGUUUUCGAAGACGACGAGGAGACAAGUGAUUCAGAUAAGGAGGGAAAGGCAUCUGCUUCGGGUACUAGCGCCUCGGUCUUUGACAAGAAGACCGACUCAUCAGCCACGCCCAACAACAUCUUUGGUCAUUUAUCAGCAACACCGUCUGAGGCCGAGGAGAACGACGAUGCCGAUGACACUGAGGAAGCGUCUGCCGCCGGUGAUGAGCCAGAGGAUAUGUCCAAGGAUACAUCCCUUGCGCCCGCAAGCGAAGACGAAAGCAACGAAGAUGCGGAGUCCAAAGCGGGUGCUGGCAGUGGCGCUGAGAACUCUGCUAAUGACAGCAGUGACGACGGUGAUCUGACCAAGGCUCUGAAAAAGUCGAAGCAAGAGAAGACGGCUACAAGCGAGCAAUCCGCCAGUGAUACAGGCGCGAGUGGUCGUAGUUUGUUUGACCGUGUUGAGUACAAGCAAGAUGGCAAGCCGAAGCGUCAGGACGAUGAGGAACAAAAGCCCCUUUCUACGUUUUUCAACUCCUCUAAAUAUGCGUCCUCUUUCAAUUCACCGGGAACGCCAAACCCAUUUGCCCCGACUCCCUCUAAGUCUGAUGCCGAGAAAGAUGAUACUUCCACCUCGAAGCCCGCAACGCCGAACCCCUUUGCUGGCCUGUUUGGUUCUCCCUCGCCCACCCCUGCUGCAGGCACCCCCCCAUCUAUAUUCGCCCCAAGCGCCACGAAGGCCGGCACGGAUAAUACCUGGAAGAUGAACUCUCCCAUCAAGUUUGCCAGUGACACAAAUGCGGCUUCUGCUUCGAAACUUAAUUCCGCGACGCCGCCUGCUGAUUCCUCCAAGCCAUUCUCCACACUAUUCGGAGCGGCACCUGCUACCAAGGCUGCAUCUUCUGGUACUGGAUCGCCAUCGCCUGGCUUCACGUUCGGUGGACCUGCGCAAGCGCCAUCAUUCCUGGCUCCGUCGAUAGUCAGCUCUGCUGCUGCCAGCCGCGCGUCCACUCCUGGAGUUACAUCCGACACGGGAGCCGAGGAGUCGGGGGAUGGUGAUGCGGCCGAGGCUCUGCCUCAGGUUAACCUUGCGCAAAGUCGAGCCGGCGAGGAGAAUGAAGAUAUUGUGAUCGAGACUAGAGCACGUGGCUUGAAGUUCACCAAAGGUGCAUGGGACAGUCAAGGAGUCGGGUUCCUCCGUGUGUUGAAGGAUCGCACUACCUCUCGCGGCCGUGUUAUCCUUAGAGCUGACCCGAGCGGCAAGAUUGUCCUGAACGCAUCCUUGAUGAAGCAAAUCGAUUACACUGUCAAUGGCAACAAAAGUGUGCACUUCCUUGUACCUCAGGCCGAUGGUCCUCCGGAACAAUGGGCAAUCCGGGUUAAGGACACGGAAGCGGCGGAACGCCUGGGGACUGCAAUGCAAGAAACCAAAACUUAG